AUGACCUCUUAUAUUCGAUUUUCUCAAGACUCAAGCAAACAACGUGAACCGGUCCAAUAUGACGAGAACAGAAAUCCAUUAAAGAAGGACCCGUCGAUCAGGGGACGUGCUGACUCAACCGAAUCACGGACUGAUCAAACGCGCUCCAUGCCCAGUCGACUAGAUCAGCUCAUAGAAAGCUGCUCCACAGUCUCUUCCACCACCAAACGUCCUCGCUCUACCUACUCUCAUCCGCAACUUGUUGAGUUGGAGAAAGAAUUUCACUAUGCCAAUUACCUAUCUCAGAAACGGCGUCUGGAAUUGGCCGCUCAAAUUGGACUGACCGAGAGACAGAUUAAAAUUUGGUUUCAAAACAGACGAAUGAAACAGAAAAAGGACAAUUUGCAGGCGGAUCGAUUGAGAAACAGGUAA
Molecule: messenger RNA, 411 nt
Organism: Echinostoma caproni
Lineage: Eukaryota; Metazoa; Platyhelminthes; Trematoda; Plagiorchiida; Echinostomatidae
Source: the annotation of a GenBank genome assembly